AUGGCUAUGGGGUCCAAAACGCCUUCCCCCGAUUUUAUGUUCAUUCCCAUGUCCAGCGAACCGGGAAGAAGAGCUACAAUACGCCCUGACCUUCGAGCUUCGGCCAAGGCACAUGUGAUGCACGACUACAAGCGCAAGACUGCCGAGAAACGUCUUGCAGAGUGGAAAAUAUCAACACCGAAGAAUUUUUCGCAGACACCAAAAGAGCCCUUGCCGGAAGCCCCUGCCUUCGGACCUCCAACAGCCUUUCCUCAAAAGGUUCUGAGUUGGCAGAUGGUGGAAUUCCAGACAGAGGAAAUUCAAUCAGAGUCAGAAGCAAAAGCUGCCUCCAGGAAAACAACUCAAUCUGAACGACCCGGUCAUUGGUCUCAGCAGAUGUCGUCGCUUGUAUCGCCACAGACUUCUGCAGCCACUGUCUUCAAGUCCCAAAGUGCGCCCAUUUUUACCCAGCCCCGUGGCAGCAACCUGUUGGAUGUCUUCUCUGCACUCCCGAUCCAAGUUCAGCCGUGGGACGAAACGCUAAUAACCCGCUGGCUCAACUACGACCGCAUUCCUUGGUGCCCUGUCAACGGCCAAAGUCAGUGGAUCCCAUUUGUAACACAUUCCCCGGUCCUUCUACAUACGAAUCUGUAUUGCUGGGGUAUGCACUGGCAUGGGAAACUCACGGGAACCGACCAACGCAUCUUUCUGCACCAGAACCCACAAAUCCUGGAACAUAAGAUCGUUGCUAUUCAGAUGAUCAAUGCGUUCCUCGAGUCUCACGCGACCAUAUCUGAUGAAAUCUUAGCCGCAGUCGCCAUCUUUAUCAACAUCUCGUUGCAGUUUCUCGACCGGGAUGAGGCCGCAAGGCAUAUGGUGGGAUUGGGGACUUUACUCAGGCUCCGAGGCGGGCUCGAAAGCCUUUCACGCAUGGGUACGGUUGGCGUCCUUCUGCAACGGAUGAUAAGCUGGAACGAUCUCUUCUUCGUGGAGCUUUUUGGAGGUAAUCUCCGUUUCUCCCUCCUUCCGCGUUGGGACGAGGCGUGGAAAGCUGUAUACGAACCUCUCUUCGCUGAUCCAGUGACCCACCUUGAACCGCUCCAGGCACGCUUUGCUGGGGAUCCCGCUCACGAAGUCAUGUCACUGUUGCGAGAGAUGCAAGUGGUCUGCUGCGAUAUCCAAGCCCGGCCACUGGAGAUGCUGACCACGGUGGAGAGGACGCUGCGGCAUGACAACCUCUUCCGCUUCGAACGUCGUCUUUGUCUUGCCACGCGCAUCACACCAAUGCUGCAUCAUACACAGAUCCGUGCACAGGAAAACAACAAUACCAUGUGGCGAGCAGUCGCCUAUGCCGCACUGAUGUAUGUGCAUCAUCACAUGCGACCGGGAUACGCCUUGCACUGGGCACAAUUCCGAGCGUUGUCCGUUCAGCUUCGUGGAGAACUUUUUUCCACGAACGCUGAGAGCUGGGACGCCGUGCCAGCGUUGCAUCUGUGGGUCCUCGCCGUGGGAAGCUGGGUGAGUCAAAGGGAAGACUGGAUUCUUAACAUGCUUGCAGACGCGUGUCGAGCGCGGGAGUGUGAGACUUGGAAUAGGUUUGAAACGAUUUUGAAGCUUUGUCCGAACAUAGGGUCCGUGGAUGAUGAGAGGUUUAGGAUUGUCUGGGAUGCUGUAUCUCAGUUACUAUGA
Molecule: messenger RNA, 1668 nt
Organism: Cladophialophora carrionii CBS 160.54
Lineage: Eukaryota; Fungi; Ascomycota; Eurotiomycetes; Chaetothyriales; Herpotrichiellaceae
Exons: 1
Coding region: 1-1668 (555 amino acids)
Source: RefSeq, a predicted model, not a curated record